Molecule: messenger RNA, 952 nt
Organism: Phycodurus eques (leafy seadragon)
Lineage: Eukaryota; Metazoa; Chordata; Actinopteri; Syngnathiformes; Syngnathidae
Gene: ppil6
Product: peptidylprolyl isomerase (cyclophilin)-like 6
Exons: 9
Coding region: 1-930 (309 amino acids)
Biological process (GO): protein peptidyl-prolyl isomerization
Molecular function (GO): peptidyl-prolyl cis-trans isomerase activity
Source: RefSeq, a predicted model, not a curated record
AUGAACACAAAAACCAACAACUUGUCUUCAGAAAUGCUUGCUUCACGUACAAACGGCUUGGAACCAAAAUUGCACAUCAAAAUAGUUGGGUUGAUUAAAGAGCCAGAUUUUCAUUUUGCCAAGAGCAUAACUGAGGGACUAAAACAGAAGUUUCCUCGUGAGCUUAUGGAUCCAGAAAUUUGUCCGUUACUUGAAUUUGACUGGCAUGCAUAUCUGGACAACCAGAAGAGGGAGUUACGCGGCGAAGUAUGGCAGUUCUCCAGUGGCGUCAUGUGCUUUGUGGAUGGCCAGUUCAUCGGGGACAGCGGUGCCCUCGCUGCCUGGGCCCAGGACCAAUGGGCCUUCACGUGCGACCGGGCGCAGGCUUUUUACGUGGACGAAUACUACCUGAAACAUCUCCGUGCGACUAAGCACAGGUUUGUUUUCAUGGACAUUGAGAUUGGAGGAGAACCAGUGGGGAGGUUGUUGUUUGAGCUCUUCUCGGACGUGUGUCCAAGGACGUCAUGGAACUUUGAGGCUCUGUGCACAGGAGAGCGAGGCCAGUCGACCGGCGGCUACCCGCUCUGCUACAAGGGCUCCCUGUUUCAUCGAAUAGUGCCCAACGGCUGGGUGCAAGGCGGAGAUAUUAAUCCAGAAAGAAAAGGAAACGGAGGCGAAGCCAUCUAUGGAGAAACCUUUGACGACGAGAGUUUUUCUCUUUCUCACACAAAGCGAGGCACUCUAGGAAUGGCCAACAAGGGCCCCCACAGCAAUGGCUCCCAGUUCUACAUCACCCUGCAACCAACACGGUGGAUGGACUUGACCUACGUUGCGUUUGGUCAAGUGGUUGAAGGUGUGGAUGUCCUCAAGAGAAUAGAAGAGGCCCCGACCACCAAUCAAAGACCCAAGAAGGAAUGUACAGUUGUAAACUGUGGCGUAUUUAAAUUAUAGCUCAUAUAGCCCCUUUAUUGUA